AUGGCUCCAGACCAAGAGGCCGCGUGUGCCCCCGAUUCCAAGAUCGACCAUGCCGCGUCCAUCAAUUACUGGAGCAGCCUGCCGAGUACCGAGAGUAACAUGCUAGGCAUGCUCGGUACCUACCCUUGGUAUACUCGAAUUGAGCUGCAAGGGUCGAAGAACUUCCUGUCAAAGGUACGUCGCUUAGUCCCGGCCAUCUCCGGCAAGUUCAGUCUCGGCGUGGACUGUGGCGCAGGAGUUGGCCGCGUGACAGAGGGGUUCCUGCGCCAUGUGUGUGAUAUGGUCGAUGCAGUGGAACCCGUGGAGAAGUUCACCAAGGUUUUGCAAGAGGGAAAAUUGAAAGAAGAAGGGGUCAUUGGCGACAUCUACACUGUUGGUCUGGAAAAUUGGUUCCCGGUGAAGAAGUACGAUCUCAUCUGGACCCAGUGGUGUGUGGGCCAUUGUACGGAUUCUCAAUUGAUUGACUACAUCGCACGAUGUCGUGAUGCCUUGACUGAGCAUGGUGUCAUGGUGGUCAAGGAGAAUCUCUCCACUGAUCCUUUGGGCCAAGAUAUGUUUGACGACGAGGACAGCAGCGUCACACGGACAGAUGCGAAAUUCAAGCAGAUCUUUGAAGCCGCGGGGAUGGAUGUGAUCAAAGCGGAGAUCCAGACGGGUUUCCCAAAGAACUUCAAACUUCUCCCCGUCAAAUCAUAUGCCUUACGACCAAGAGCUUGA
This is a messenger RNA of Penicillium maclennaniae, 717 nucleotides long. Its product is annotated as N-terminal protein methyltransferase. Gene Ontology annotation, biological process: N-terminal protein amino acid methylation. Gene Ontology annotation, molecular function: N-terminal protein N-methyltransferase activity. Bases 1 to 717 code for a protein of 238 amino acids. NCBI's taxonomy places the organism in Eukaryota, Fungi, Ascomycota, Eurotiomycetes, Eurotiales, Aspergillaceae. The record is from RefSeq and is a predicted model, not a curated record. The transcript has a single exon. Gene Ontology annotation, cellular component: cytoplasm.